Tetrahymena thermophila SB210 is the source of this 8766-nucleotide messenger RNA. RefSeq names its product WD domain, G-beta repeat protein. NCBI's taxonomy places the organism in Eukaryota, Ciliophora, Oligohymenophorea, Hymenostomatida, Tetrahymenidae. The transcript is spliced from 10 exons. Gene Ontology annotation, molecular function: protein binding. The record is from RefSeq and is a predicted model, not a curated record.
AUGAAAUAAACAUUAUUAUCAAAUAUUUUUAAAAAAAUUUUAUUAUUUUCUUUUGUCACUUCAUCUUUAUAAUAGAUCUAAUACUGUGACUAGCUUUCUUCAGACUAGUUAAGUUGCGAUGUUUGUUAGGUAGGAUUUUAGAGAGUUCAAAACGCAGCCUUGGAUCAAUAGUUAUAGUAAACUAGCAUAAGUUAGUACUACUGUGUAUCUUCUUGCGAUUUAGUUCACUUUUAUUCAUUUGAAUCCAAAACAUGUGUUCCUUAAUGUGCCUAUAAUGAAGUACCUGACUCUAAUUUGAGAGUUUGUUCCUAAAUUAGCUUGUGCCCAACUCUUUCUACUUAAGGAAAAUCAUACCAUCCUAACGCUGUAAAUGGAGUUGUAAUAAUAAAAAAUCCUAAUACUUAACAAGAUUUGUUAAUCGUAUCAUACAGUAACAAUGACAACCUUAUCAGAUUAUGGGACGCAUAAACUGGAGUGUUUAAGACUUCUUUUAAAGGACAUACAUCUCCAGUUAUUACUAUAUAUUUCAAUGAAAUUAAGUAGUAGCUUUUAAGUAUGGCAAGCAACGGAGAAAUAAUAACUUGGGAUAUUACAAAGGGAAAAAUAAUAUCUGUAGUAGUUAUCCCUUAAGGAGCUCUAAAACCUACCAGCGCCUUUGAUUCAGAGCGUACACUUGUUACUUCAUUUGGAUUUUAAGGUGAGUUUUUUUUGUUCAAUUACACAUCGUUGAUAGGAAAGAAGUAUAUAGGACAUUCUAAUAUUGUCGACUAUGCUAUUUUCUAUUAAAGUGAUAAGAUCUUAACUUCAUCACAAGAUAAAAAUAUUUUGUUGUGGGACUAAAAUCAAGCUAAAUUUUAAAAAAUUUGUUCACAUAAAACUCCACCUUUAGCAAUAUAUUUACUCUAAGAUAGCUUGAGCGCAAAUAUAUCAGUAGACAUUCUGUUAUCCCUCGAUAGUUCAGGAGUUGAUUCUUUAUCUAUUCACUUCACAGAUUUAACAGCUUCAAAUCCUUAAUGCUAGCAAAUAUCUAGUUUGGUAUAACAUUAGUAUUCUAUAUUGAAUAUUGUAAGUGAUCUCAUAACACAUAGAUUUAUCACCUAUUCAAGUCAAGAAAUAUUUGUUUGGUCAUAUUUUCCAUCAUAGAAUAAUUCUAAAUAUAUAUUCACUGUUAUAGAUCAAAUUACUCCAAGCAACUUAUUGCCUUAUGGAAUAUCUAUAAAAGGAGUAUAUCUUUCUUAUUCACUUUUAGCAAUAACUUCAUCAUCUGGAAAUCUUAUUAUGGGGAGCUAUUUACUAUCUUAACAAUAGUAAAAUUAAAAAAUAAUAAAUUUGAGUCCAGUAGAGCAAAUGAUAUCUCUUAGUAGGCCUACUAUUAAUGGAUUAAGCUUUAAUUUGCAAGAAAUGCAGAUUUACAUUUAUGGAGAUUAAAUACAUAAAAUUAAUUUGAACAAGGCUUCAGUAAAUUAUGUGAUUAAUAAUCUUAUUACUCCAUUUAUUAAAAACUAAUAAUAAGUUCAAAAAAUUGAAUUUAAUGUAAAUGUAAGCCUAAUUGUUAGCACUUCAUUAGAUGGUUUAACUAUGGUAUAUGACUACCAAAGCGGUAAGCUAGUAAGUAUGAUGACUCAUCCAAAAUAUCCCCCUUUUGGAAGAGGACUUUAGCCCUAAGGACUAAUUAGUAUUAUUUUAAGAGAUGCUACAGUAUGCGUUGCCUAUGCAGAUUAGAGUUUAAUUUGCUACAAUGGUGUAACAUCUUAACCUAAGUAUUAAUACUCUUUUUCUAGUAAAAUAAUCAACCUGUACGAAGAUAAUCCAAAUCUCUAUAUUUUAGUUACAACAUUGGAUCAAGCUUUUAUUUACAACAUGGUAAACGGUAAUCUUGUAGUUUCUGUCACAUAAAAUGGAGCUUUUUACUAUAGUAAAUACUAUCCUUUGCCAAAUCUUAUUAGUGCAGGAAAAAAUGGUGUCAUUAUUAAAUGGAGCUACCCUCAGCUAACUAUUUUAGCACAAGGAAAUGAUAACGGACUAAAUAAUUAAAUUCCAUAAGGAAGUCUUGUUGGAUUUGGAUAUGGGCAAGAUCUAGCAUUCAUUAUCUCAUUUUACACAAAUGGCUUGACUAUAAUAUAUGAUUAGAAUUUUAAUCUUGUUAAAAGCCUAACAAUUAGCGAUUAAGUCAACAAUUGCGGACUUGUAAUGCCUAUUUAUGCAAUUUGCAUUACCUAAUCUGGAAAAAUAAUAUACUAUGGUAUUUAUAAUGAUAGUUAUAUAGCUUAACCUUUGCUUCCUUAUCCUUUAAUGUAAGUUUAAACAGUUUACAAAUAUUAAAAAGCUAUGUUUGCAAUAAAUUAUGGAACUUUUGGAGGAGCAGUUAUUGUUGCAGAUCUAUAGAAUCUAAUAGGAGAUUAAUAAUUCUUUUCUCCAAGCCCAAUAGUAGACAUAACAGUUGAUGAUAACAAAUUGAGAGUAUUCAUACCAAAUAAUGAAGGAGACAUAUUGGUAAGCCACUUCAAUCCUGUAACUAAUUUCAAAAUUAAUAGAAGUGAGAACUCAACAAUCAACAAUGUUUAUAUAAUUUCAUCUCAAACAAAAAUGGUCAUUCUUAGUGAUAUUAUAGUUUUAUACGAUUAUUCACUUUCUAAGGUCUAUAAGUAAAAUAAGUAUCAUUAGAGAGCUGUUUAGGAUUGUCUUCUUGAUAGCUAGAACUAUUAAAUUAUAAGUUAUAAUUUAGAUGUAUCUAAAAACUUGUAAAUUUGGAGGUAUGACACAGAUUAAACAAUAGAAUUAUCUGGACACAGUUCUAGCAUAUCAAAAGUGUUGCUAUUGAGUUCUUCUAACAUUUUAAUCUCUUAUGAUAAUAAUGGAAUAAUAAUAGUGUGGAAAUAUCCAACCAACAAUCAAAUUAGAUAAAUUACAUAGCACUAAAAUAAUUAGAUAUUAAAUGCCUAGUUUUUCAAUAAAUACAAUAACUAUUUGAUAUCAUAUGACUCAGCUGGUAAUCUUUACUCUACAAACUACUUAGAUGGAACAAUAUUCAAUGUAAUAUAAGUACCAAAUAUGAACAACUUUGUUAUUGAUUAUGUAAAUGAAAAUAUUUACCUAUAUGGAACUAAUAUUGCUGUUUACAGCGCAAGUAGAUUAAACAAAUAAACUGAUAUCUUAGGAUUUGACGGAUAUGUUUAAGCUGUUAUCUUUAAAAAUACAUAUGCAAUUGCAUAUAGUAAUUAGAAUAUAAUUUCGAUAUCAAGAAGCACUCUACAACCUCUUUUUACUGGAAAAUAUCAAUUGAAAAUAUUCCAAUUGACUUUAAUAAACAAUUUAGCUGCAAUGAUAGGUAAUUAAAUUGAUAACACCAUAGAAAUCUGGGAUUAUACUACAGGAGUUAUGAUGACAAAUAUAGUUAACACCAUAUAUCCUUCACCUUAAAGAUAUAUAACUGUUGAUGAAGACUCUCAAAUUCUAUUAACAAUCAACAAUUUAAAUCAGAUAUUUACUUAUCUUCCAUUUUCUCCUUAAGUAUCUAAACAAAAAGAUUUCUUAAUUAAUCCUUCUUAUCAAUAACUCUCUGCACUGUAGAGUAUUCUUUUUGAUAAAAUUGCUAACUUACUUUUUGCUUAUAAUAGUAAUGAUAUAUUUGUUUGGAACUAUUAUACUUACUUAGGUAACCAAGGAGACACUUUUAUCCUCCCUUCUGAUUCAAGAAUCGUAUCUGUCUAUAAUCAGCAAUAAGAUUAAAUAAUUUACUCGGAUUUAGAGAGAAAUCUAUGGCUUGUGCAAAAUAAUAAGUAAUAAUAUGCUUCUUAACUCAAUCAUACUCCUCUAAAGGCAGUUUUAAAUUAAAAUUGCAUUAUUACUACAAGUGGAAUGAAUAUUUAUAGCUUUAAUUCAACAUUUUAACAAAUAUCGUCUCUGUAAGUUUAUCCUAUCGACUUGUACACAGAUAAUAGCAUUCCGUACAUAUUUGGUAUUAUUAUUGAUAAUUCUAUUAUUUAGUUUUAUAUUGAUAACAAAACUUGUACCCUGCAACCAAUGAUGGUUUUUAAAGGAGACUUUAAUUCUAGAAUAAAGAAUUUAAAACUAUUCUUGCCUUAUUAAAACAUUAUUGCGUAUGAUAUUUCAGGAAAUAUUGGUAUAUACAACUUUGUAACACUAUAAAAAGUAUUUUCUGGUUAAAUUCAUACUUAGCUGAUAAGAGAUGUUAUAGUUGAUUAAAGCUCAAAUAUGUUAGUAACCUGUUCUGAGGAUGGCAACAUUAACAUUUAUAACUAUGAUGGCAAGGUAGCUAAUCCUUUGUAGGUAAUAUAAAAUUAAGUCCCUGUGGUUUGGAUUUAAAUUGAUAGUACAAGAAAGGAAUUGAUUUACUUCCUAGAUAACUAGUAGCUACUAUUUUAUUUAGAUAUAACUAAUUCUUUUUCAUUAAAAUAAACUUUAAUGAGUCCUGGAAUGAGAUUCAUUUAAUUAAAAAUAUCACCUUUAUACUAAGAAGUAGCUGUAUUUUGCCCAUUUUAAAUUAAUCUUUAUAGACAAUAAGAUUAUUUAUUCCUCAAUUCCUUACGUUUACCUUCUACCGUAAACGAUAUAUAGAAUAUUUAAUUCAUGAGCAGCAAUGUCAUUCUUGUUUAAGCUACAACUUAACUCAUUUUAUUUUCAAUAGAUUUAAAUGCAACAACUAUUUUAAAAUCUUUUGCAAUGAAAUAUCCUCUAUUGCUUAACUAUGAAUACAAAUCUAACCAAAUAAUAACAUUAAAAGGAUUAAACUUAGAUAAUUCAUUUAACUACACUUUUACUCUACUUUCAUCAGCGAAACCUUCUUCAUCAAAUACUUAAUAGUAAUCUGUAUGUUAUUAAUAGUUUUCGUAAACAAGUUCAUAUUUUGAAUUUAAGCAAGCACUAUAACUCCAAGAAGAUUCGCUUUUAGGUUUUCAACAAUAAAUUUCUCAAGUUAUAUAUGAUGUAUAUCUAGGCUAAUAAGCUACUCUUUUAUAUGUGUCAGAUUCAUAACUCUCUCUAUAUUCUCCAAAUGUUUAAAAAAAAUAUGUUUAUCUUGCAGCUGAAGAAAAUCCUACUUCUAAAAUAAGUUAUAAAUUUGUAGACCACUCAGAUUUUGAUAAAAGUUCCUUUUAAUUAGAAGAUUUUCAAUGGUAGGUUUUAGAUAACUUUUAAGUUAACUUCAACAAUUUAACAUAGUAAGUAACAUUAAUAAAUUCUAUAAUAGAUUCGAUGAGUAUCAACAAUAGUACUAUCAAUUUGAAAAAUUUAAAUUCUUUAUUUAUUUCAUAGCUUAAUAUCACAAACACUUUAUUCAAUUCUACAGGAUAAGUAUAAACUUAAGCUUUCCUUCAACUUACUAAUAUUUAAAGUGUUUAUAUUGAAAAAUUAAUCAUUUCUAAUGUAAAUCUUAACAACUAUGUUUUAAUAUCAGCACAGAACUGUAAUAAAAUUAUAAUUAGAGACAUUAUCAUCACUAAUGUGACUUUUAAUUCUUAAAGUAGAAUUUUAUAAUCUUUUAAUUAUUUUGAUAUUAAUAAUUCUUAAAUUUUGUAAUAGAAUUAGCAACAAAAUUUAUUAAUAAGCAUCGUUUAAUCUUCAAAUGUUAUUUUAAGUAACUACACUAUAACCAACAUCAAUAGCUAAUAACUAUUUUCGGUAUUUAAUUUAUAAUAUAACAAAUUAGUCAAUAUUAAUCAGGUUAUUGCUAAUACUAUUAACAAUAUAAUUAUUGCUAAUAUAUCUUAGAUAUUCGAUAACCCUUAAGUGGGUUUAUUCUAAGUAUUUAACGAUACUGUUUUAAUUUAAAAUGUAAAUAUUGAAAAUGUGACAACAUCUUCAAGUAUAUUUUAGAUCUAAUCAGAUAAUCUUUAAAUAAGCGGCUCAUCUUUCAAAAACAUAAAUUCUCAAGCUUCAUCAGGAUCUGCAUUUUAUAUUUACUAGAGCUUUUUUAAUAUUUCAAACAGCUAAUUUUAUAAUAAUCAAGCACUGCUUGGUGGAGCAAUAUAUGCAGAAAAUAGUAAAAAUACAUGCUAAAUUCAGAAAUGUGAGUUUGAUUCAAACACUUCUGAGCAAGGUGGAGCUAUAUUUUUAAAUAACUGUGAUCUAGACUUGCAUCUAGUUAAUAUUACAUAAAAUAAUGCUUAUAUAGGUGGUGGAAUAAGGUAUAUUGAAUAUAUUCCAAAAUUCAUAAACUUUCCAGGCUCUUCUAAUUUUAUUGCCUCAAAUAAAGGAAAGAUUUUCGGAAACAAUGUUGCUUCAUAUCCAAGAAAAAUAGCUUUAUAUCCUAUCAAUAUCAAUUUCGAUUCUCAAUAAUAAAUAUCUGAAAGUAUUACAAGAUACUACAUCAAUAAUUUUAUGAGUGGUGAUACACUUUAGUUUAGUAUUUAAUUAUAUGACGAAGAGUAAAAUCAUCUAAAUCUAAAUGCUUUUUAUUCUAAUCUAGAUAAUUUAUCUGGUGAUUUGAUAAAUGAAAUUAGCCAGUAUUACUUUUACUGCUAAUCUUAAAACAGUUCAAUAAUUUCACUCAGUGGAUAAAUUAAUACUUAGUAUUAUAAUUCUACUCUGUAAAUGUUUCAAUUUAAUCAAUUAAUUAUCAAAUCUGAGCCUAAUACAAAUAGUAGUUUUGUGCUUUAGAAUAAUAUUUUAAAUAUCCCAAAUCCCAAAUAGAAUACCUAAUUCAUUCUACUAUUAGCUAAUAUUGAAAUUUUUAUUUAGUUUAGAUCUUGCAAACUUGGAGAGAUUAUUGUAAAAAAAACAUCCGAUUCUCCCUCGUACUGCUUACCUUGUCCUACUUAAAAGUAUUCUUUGAAAGAUCCAAAUAAUCUAGAGUUAUGGAGUAAUCAGGAUCAAGCUUGUAGUCUGUGUCCUUCGUCUGCAGAGUCAUGUAAAGGCAGUUUGAUAACACUGAAGUAAGGAUAUUGGAAAUAAUCUUUUUUAUCAGAUGACAUUUUACAAUGUUAUAAUAAGCCUUAAAACUGCUUAGGUGGGUUAGUUUCUGAUUAAGACUCAUAUGAUAGCACUUUUAAGAAUUAUUGUAAGGAAGGAUACAUAGGUCCUCUUUGUGAAGAGUGCGAUAUUAAGGGAUAAUACUGGGAUGAAAAAUAUAUGAAUGAUGGCUAAUUCAAUUGUGUGCCAUGUAAAGGUCAACAAGGACUUAUUUUAACUUAUGGAUUUGUUGUAUUAAUUAGUAUAAUAUAUCUAAUAUAUGGUAUAAGGUAGGUAAUAAAGGGUUCAAUGAAAAAAGUGUACUCGUAUUAUAUCCGUAUGAUGAAUAUAGCUAGUAUUGGAACAAGUGACUCAUUUGACAAAUCAGCUGUCUUAAUAAAAUUUUUGAUGCACUUUUUGCAAAUGAGUUCUAUUUCAUUUAAAUUAGAAUUUCCUACCAGCAUUGAUAUUUUUACUGUUAGUAUUGGUACUCCCAUCGAUGCUGUAAAAUACUCAUAAGACUGCAAAAGUGUUUUAUCUACAAGUGAAAUUCCUGUUGUUUACGGAAGAAUCAUUUGGUCAUAAAUAAUAGCAGGUUUAUAUGUUGUAAUUCUAGGUAUAAUAUAUUAUGUUUUAGUUUUUACUAAAAAUUUAAAUCGUAAUUCAUAUUACAAGUGGAGUGCUUUGGUAUUUAUAUACCUAUUUCUACAGCCUAACAUCACUUCUGGAUUGAUUUCUGUCAUGUCUUGCAGGUCAAUUGGUAAUGGGUCAUAUGUUUUAGCAGACAUAACUUUAGAAUGCAAUACUUAUUAGCACAUAACCUUCAUAACGUUUUUAGUUAUACCUUUAUUUAUUUUAUGGAAUAUUCUAAUUCCAUUGAUUAUUAUCGUUAUCCUCUUUAAAUCUAAAAACAAAUUAAAUUAUCUCUCAACAAGGAUUAGAUUUGGAUUUCUUUAUUAAGAAUAUAAAGAUUAUUGUUAUUACUGGGAAUUCAUUAAAAUUUUGCUCAGAGUAACCAUAAUUUUUGUUGCAACAUAUUUUAGAGAAUACACUUAAAUUAAGUCUACCCUUUGCUCUUUGAUAAUAUUCUUUUAUCUCAUUUUAGCACACAUUAAAAAACCAUUUUUGUCUAUAGAAUUUAACAGAAUCGAUUUACUAUUACACAUUAUCAUUAUAAUAUGCUUACAGCUUUAAAUUCUUUAAUAAGGCGAUGAGAUUUCUUAAUUUAAUUAGCUAUCCCAAAUAUUUAUAGCUAUUGCGGCCUAUUCGUUUUUAAUGCUAAUAGCUUUGAAAUUUAUUUAGGCUUUACUUAAAUUAUAUUACCCUAUUCUAUCUAAAAAAUUUACUUUCUUAGCUCGUUUAUCUAAUUAUUUUGCUGUGUUUAACAUUUACAAAGAAAAAAGUAAUUUGAAAGUAUUUAAUAAUUGGAAAAAAAUUUAGAGAUCGUUAAAAUAACUUACUAAAUUAUCAAAAGCAGAUAGAAAUAAUAAAUAACUACAAAAUUUUGAUCAAGAUAAUACCUAAUAAAAGUUAAAACUAAAUUAUAUAUAAUCUAAGAGAAAUAGUUUUCAAAUAAACAGUGAAACAUCUUCUUUAAGUGAUGUACCAAGGCUUAUUUCUUAUUAAAAACCAGCAAAAUUAAUUUCAUUUACAUAAAGAAAUCUACUGAAUUCUCCUCCUACAAGCAUUAGAUAAAAUACUUUUGGAGAUACAGAAAUAGAAAUUUCUUAAAGAAGUGAAAAAUAAACUUAGGCCUAAAUAUUCAGCACUAAAUUAAACUAUGAAAAACCCAAAAUAAAAAAAUAUAAUUUUUUAUCAAAUAAAAAUAGUAAAAAUUCAGAUUCUUCUAUAUAAUGA